Monosiga brevicollis MX1 is the source of this 2434-nucleotide messenger RNA. RefSeq lists its product as uncharacterized. Gene Ontology annotation, cellular component: mitochondrial inner membrane. The transcript has 6 exons. Bases 1 to 2322 code for a protein of 773 amino acids. The record is from RefSeq and is a predicted model, not a curated record. Gene Ontology annotation, molecular function: monoatomic ion transmembrane transporter activity. Gene Ontology annotation, biological process: monoatomic ion transport; mitochondrial transmembrane transport. NCBI's taxonomy places the organism in Eukaryota, Choanoflagellata, Craspedida, Salpingoecidae.
AUGGCAGAAGCAGCCGAGGCUGGGUUGGACGACGCGCUCCUCGAGGCCCGUCCGCAUGCUGACUCCGACGAGCGCGACAACAAACAGGAUGACGAGCACCAGGCCACCGAAGAAGAGCUUGAGCUCGGCGAAGACCCCACCAUCCGCUACGACUGGCAGCGGGGUGACGUUGAAGAACGACGUAGCGCCAUUGAGCGCCGCCGCAUGAUGCUGGCCGAGGUUGACUUGACCAAGGACGAAUGGAUGGAUCUGCUCAAUGAGCGCAAUUUGAUCGCCGUGGAAGAUCAGCUGCGCGAGCAGGAGGAACAAGCGCAAGCCCUCGCCCGUCUGGCACAAGAACCACAACUGGCCGGCACCCUGGACCUGGCCGAUAUGGCGCGCGUAAUUGCUACCAAUUCGUCGCGUACCAGCCGCUUCCAGAUCGUGAUGCAAGAUGGCACGACCUGGGAUCUCAAGGCGCCCGAUAUGCCGACCAUGACCAUGUGGAUGGACGAGCUCCUCAUGCGACAGCAGCAGCUACGUGAACAAGCCCUCCGUGAAAAUAUGACGGCCUCAGGGUUUGCGGCAGGAUCCGACACCCGCUUCACGGCUGAAGAGGAAGCACUAGCCGCCCCUCCAAGUUUUGAUGAGAGCUUGGACAUUCACCCCCAGGGCCCGCUGGCCAAUAGUGCCGACCUCUACACGGCGACGGCUGCCGAGAUUGCGAGCAUGCAAUCGGAAGACGAUGACGACGCGUCCGAGCAGGAUGCCAGCGAACUCUCCGAUGAAAACAAGCGUCUCACAAAAAAGGUGCAAGAACAAGCCAACAUCAUUCGUGAGCUGCAGCAGAAGCUCCGCAAGCAAAACGAGGCCCACCGAGAACUUCAUGCUGCCCACCUCACUCUCCAGCAACAGUGCAAAGAAUAUCAAGCCGACCUGGCAAUGCGGGACACGCGCCUGUUGCAGGCAAACGAAGAGUUACGUUUGGAAAAGGAGGCGCGUGAGCGUGAGCGCUCUCUAGGCCUGUCGGCACACCAGCUACAAAUGCGUCUGGCCUGGGUUAAGGCUGAUUUGUCCCAUCACCAAGCCUUGAUUGAACUCUACCACCACCGCUUGGCCGGGGCCACGGCCUGUGUGUCCCUUUACCGAGCCAUUGCUGAUGGAAUGGAUGCCACCACGAGUGAGCGUGAGGAAACGUGGAUGGCGCAAUUGGCUGACGCUGACCACGCCCUCCUCUCUUCCAAAGUGCGCGCGGAUGGCCUGCAGGAGCAACUCAACGUGCUGCAACUGCAGAGCCCUGACGCUGGAUCUAGCUUUUGUUCAUCGCCAUCUACGUGUUACGCCGCUACCCCGGUCGACAUGGCGCAGACCUUUGAUCCAGCGCGUCCGCGCUACGAUCAGACGACCUUUCAAGGUCGAUUCCGUCACUUUAUGGACAUUGCCGAUCCGCGCUGUCUUGCACCGUCCCUCUUCUUUGGGAUGAGCCUAGACGAGAGCGUGUCACUCAUGGAACAGUGGAAGACCAACGCUGUCCCAGCCAGUGUCCCUGCCGAGCGCCUCUGGCUUGCCAAGAAGAUUCGCGACUCGGCCAUCCACCCCGAUACUGGCGAGACGAUCGUGCAGCCCUUUCGCAUGUCCGGUUUUGCUAUCUAUGGCACCCCAAUCGUUGUGGGCAUGCUCCUGCCCAAUCCCACCAUUGCUUCCACCAUCUUCUGGCAAUCCCUCAACCAGACACACAACGCCUGCGUCAAUUAUGCAAAUCGCAAUGCUUCCCAGGCCACGGAAGUCAGCGAUCUGGUCACUGGCUACAUCGGAGCCGUAGCCUCGAGCGUCUCCAUUGCCGUUGGCCUGAACCAGCUCGUCAAGCGAGCCCGGAUUUCCGAAGGCCUUCGCACGGUGCUCAGUCGAUUCGUUCCUUACCCGGCCGUGGCCAGUGCCAGCACCGCAAACAUGCUCCUCAUGCGCCGCUCCGAACUCAAAAACGGCAUUGCCAUCAAGGACGACGAGGGUUCGGUCGUCGGCUUUUCUCAGAAGGCAGCUGAGCGUGCCAUCUACCAGACCAUGCUCUCUCGCGUCGUGUUGCCCGCACCUCUCCUACUCAUUCCACCCAUGACAAUGAUGGCCCUGGGCAAGACUGGGCUCUUCAACCGGCUGCCCCGCGCCCGCAUGCCUGUCGAGGCAACCGUUUGCGUAUUGGCGUUCGUCUUCGGCCUGCCCUUUGCCAUCUCUCUCUUCCCGCAGGAGGGCUCCAUCACCGUGCAGGAAGCAGAGCCCCAGUUCCGAGGUCUUCAAAAUUCCAAGGGGCAACCCGUAGAAACGUUCUAUUUUAACAAGGGCCUGUGAAACCCCCCUUUGUCCUAUCAAGGCUAUGACAACCCCUAAGGCUGCGGACCCUUCCUUCGUUUCACCCGUGCCCCUUGCUCCUUUUGCAGUCUACAAAUUUAUAUCAUAAAUU